This is a messenger RNA of Panicum hallii, 3993 nucleotides long. RefSeq names its product probable histidine kinase 3. Gene Ontology annotation, molecular function: phosphorelay sensor kinase activity. The record is from RefSeq and is a predicted model, not a curated record. NCBI's taxonomy places the organism in Eukaryota, Viridiplantae, Streptophyta, Magnoliopsida, Poales, Poaceae. Gene Ontology annotation, biological process: phosphorylation; phosphorelay signal transduction system.
AUGACCGGCACAGCUCGCGGGGGCAGGGGCGGCGGGGCGGGGAUGGAGGAGAAGGGCGAGGCGGCGGGGCUGGGCUUCCUGGGGCUCGACAGGAUGAGCCUCCUGCUGCCGCUGCCGCUGCCGGAGAAGCUGUCGGCGAGGACGCUGCGGGCCCACCUGUGCAGCUACUCUCAACUGGCGCUGGGCGGCUGGCGCUGGCUGCUCCCGCUCUGGGUGCUCGUCUGGGUAGUCGCCUCCUGCUGGAUCCUCUGGUUCAUGAGCAACCAGGCCGUCGAGAAGCGCCGGGAGUCGCUCGCCAGCAUGUGCGACGAGCGCGCGCGCAUGCUGCAGGACCAGUUCAACGUCAGCAUGAACCACCUCCAGGCGCUCGCCAUCCUCGUCUCCACCUUCCACCACUCCAAGAGUCCGUCCGCCAUCGACCAGAUGACGUUCGCCAGGUACGCGGAGAGGACGGCGUUCGAGCGCCCGCUGACGAGCGGGGUAGCGUACGCGGUGCGGGUCACGCACGCUGAGCGGGAGCAGUUUGAGCGCCAGCAGGGGUGGAGCAUCAAGAAGAUGUACUCCUCCAAGAAGCAGUCGUCGCCUUCGCCGGGGCCGGGGGACGCCGAGGUGCGGGAGCCGGCCGAGGAGUACGCUCCCGUCAUCUUCGCGCAGGACGCCUACAAGCACGUCAUCUCCUUCGACAUGCUCUCCGGCAACGAGGACCGCGAAAACGUACUCAGAGCAAGAGAAUCUGGGAAGGGUGUUCUUACUGCUCCUUUUAAGCUGCUCAAUAAUCGCCUCGGAGUAAUCUUGACCUACACCGUGUACAAGACUGAGCUUCCCCCAAAUGCCAGGCCGCAAGAGCGCAUUCAGGCUGCUAUAGGCUAUUUAGGCGGCAUAUUUGACAUUGAAGCACUUGUUGAUAAGUUGCUUCACCAGCUCGCAGGCAAGCAAUCUAUCAUGGUGAACGUGUAUGAUACUACUAAUGAGAGGCCAAUCAGUAUGUACGGUUCGAAUGAUACUGGCAGUGGCAUGUACUAUAAGAGCACACUGAACUUUGGUGACCCAUCAAGGAAGCAUGAGAUGCACUGCAGGUUCAUGCAGAAGCCACCAUGGCCGUGGUUGGCAAUUACGUCAUCGUUUGGAACUCUUGUGAUUGCUUUACUGAUUGGAUACAUAUUUCAUGCUACUGUAAAACGGAUUGCCAAAGUUGAAGAUGACUUUCAAAAGAUGACUGAGCUCAAGAAGCGUGCAGAGGAUGCAGAUGUUGCCAAGUCACAGUUCUUGGCAACUGUUUCUCAUGAGAUCAGAACUCCAAUGAAUGGUGUUCUAGGGAUGCUCCAAAUGCUCAUGGAUACUGAUUUGGACACAACACAACAGGAUUAUGUUAGAACUGCGCAAGCUAGUGGAAAAGCGUUGGUUUCACUCAUAAAUGAGGUUCUUGAUCAGGCGAAGAUCGAGUCUGGUAAACUUGAGCUUGAGACGGUGCCUUUUGAUCUUAGAUCAGUUUGUGAUGACAUUUUAUCUCUCUUUUGCGGGAAAGCUCAGGAGAAAGGACUGGAGUUGGCAGUGUAUGUUUCUGAUCAAGUUCCAGAAACACUAAUCGGUGAUCCCGGCAGAAUAAGGCAGAUAAUUACAAAUCUUGUCGGGAACUCCAUAAAAUUCACAGAGAGAGGUCAUAUUUACUUGACAGUUCAUGUCAUUGAAGAGGUCAUGCCUUCUUUAGAUGUUGAGACAGGAAUUCAGUACGCAAAUACCUUAAGUGGCUACCCUGUGGUGAACAGGAAGCGCAGUUGGGAAAACUUUCGAUAUUUUAAUAGGGAACUGAACUCAUGUGAGAUGCCUUUUGCACCCGGGGCAUCUGACUCAGUAAGCUUGAUAAUAUCAGUUGAAGAUACUGGUGUUGGUAUUCCGUUUGAAGCUCAGUCCCGUGUCUUCACCCCUUUCAUGCAAGUAGGUCCGUCCAUUGCUCGCAUCCAUGGGGGCACUGGCAUUGGAUUGAGCAUCAGCAAAUGCUUGGUCGGUCUAAUGAAGGGAGAGAUUGGAUUUGCAAGUAAACCCCAAGUUGGUUCUACUUUCACCUUCACUGCAGUGCUUACGAGGGCCCGUUCUAGCGGAAAUGAAAAUAAACCAUCAGAAUUUAAAGAGAUCAGUGCAUUGGUGUUUGACCAUAGACUGGCUCGAGCCAAGGUUACCAAGUACCAUUUGCAGAGACUGGGAGUUCAGACUGAAUUGACAACUGAUCUAGAUCAGUAUAUUUCUAAAGUAAAUUGUGGAUUACGGGUUGCAAAGCUUGUGCUGAUUGACAAAGAAACCUGGCUGAAGGAAUCCCAUUCCAUGCCUAUGUUGGUUAGUAAAUUGAGGAACAAAGAUCAGCCAGACUCUCCGAAGUUAUUUCUUUUGGAGAACCCUAAAAGUUCUGUCAGGAACAGUUCACAUAUAUCCAGGGAAUUCCACUUGAAUGUAAUUAUGAAGCCACUUCGUGCGAGCAUGCUUCAGGUCUCUCUACAGAGAGCAAUGGGUGGGAUAGAUAAAGUCAACUGCAGGAAUGGAGUAGUUGGCAAUUCAACAUUGGGCAGCCUUCUUCACAAGAAGCAAAUCCUCGUGAUUGAUGACAACAUUGUAAAUCUCAAGGUUGCUGCAGGUGCUCUUAAGAAGUAUGGUGCAGAAGUAACUUGUGCUGACAGCGGGAAGAAAGCAAUCACACUGCUGAAACCUCCUCACUGUUUUGAUGCUUGUUUCAUGGACAUACAGAUGCCAGAAAUGGAUGGAUUUGAAGCCACGAAAAGGAUUAGAGUGAUGGAAAGAGAUCUCAAUGAGCAAAUAGAGCGCGGAGAAGUUCCGCUAGAAUGUGCAGACGUUCAGCGAUGGAGAACUCCAAUAUUGGCCAUGACGGCGGAUGUUAUCCAAGCAACGUAUGAAGAAUGCUUGAAAUCUGAAAUGGAUGGUUAUGUUUCCAAGCCAUUUGAGGGCGAGCAAUUGUACAGAGAAGUAGCCCGUUUUUUUCUAAAUCAAGACCAAGUUCAGUAGGUAGGCUCAUAUGGAGUGUAAAAUAGUGGAGGAUAUCACCAACUGUUCACCCGUCGAGGCACAGAGAAUUUUGUCAAAGAUUCCGUGUUCUCAAGAGUGGGCAGCAAUUUGCAGAGUUAGGGGCCCUGUUAAACGCUAGAAUGCUGGGAUGUGGCCUGCAGUUAGGUGGAAAGACUUCAGGCUGGAGAUGAAACCACCCAUGUUCAAUUCCAUUGUGCACCAUCGGACCAAGCUGCAAAACUGAGUGUACAAGCGACGCAUCCCAUUCCACCGACAAAUCCGGAGGAAGAGUAUAUGGCCAAAUCAAACUAGCAACCAUAUCCUCAAAAAUUUCACCUGAAAACAAAGCCACAAGCAAGGAGUAUAUUAAUACUCAGUAAGGCUUACCCGACUAGUGGUAUAUACUUAGCCGACUUCUAGAUAUGCAAAACUUUUGGCUGAGGGUUGUUUUUGCUAAAAAGCAUCUAAGAGUGAGUCCUUACUUUCAAGUUUUAGGAUCAAGCUCUAGUUGAUUAAGCAAUCUAGGUAAGCAACUAUCCAGAUCACGCAUGGUGGAAAUGAUUAAUUGAGCAUCUAACCAGAUUAAUCAUCAUCAUUGUUCCUCUUCUUUCUCUACGUGGUAAAAGGAUUAAGCAGUUUCAAUGCUGCGAGAAACAGACGAUUAAUGAAAUCAAGAUGCAUGUGCAGCAGUUUACUCGACAAUUUCUUGAAGUCAAGGCAUGUGAAAAAGUCCAGCAGCAUUCACUAACUGCAGAUGUCCUCUGCCGCUGUAAUAUAGCCGUAGGGAGAGAAAUUUUCGUUCCACUUUUUGCCCGGGAACUUACAGCUGUACAUAGUAGGUGUUAGUUGUUUGUGCAGGCAUUUAUUGGCAUUUUUGUAUGCAUCUUCUUCACGAUGUAUGGGGUCGAAACUGUAAAAUGUAAAUGACAUAUUCAAAGAUGGAGGUUUUGUUUGACGAAAACAUCGGUCGCCAUCGUCGUC